Coniophora puteana RWD-64-598 SS2 is the source of this 2193-nucleotide messenger RNA. RefSeq lists its product as uncharacterized. The transcript has 8 exons. The coding region runs from base 1 to 2193 and encodes 730 amino acids. NCBI's taxonomy places the organism in Eukaryota, Fungi, Basidiomycota, Agaricomycetes, Boletales, Coniophoraceae. The record is from RefSeq and is a predicted model, not a curated record.
AUGCCCUUCUCCACCAUUGAUGGCCUACAGUUCGAAGAAGACGAUCACGCGGUUACCGCCCUCAACCAGUGGCUAUCCAAACAGCAGCAAGGAGCAGCAACGGCAACAUUGAACCCCUUUGUCUUGAAUGCGCUCACCCGUCGUCGACCGGUGGUGAAGACUCACUUCCAUAGCCUUCAACUUGAAUGUCAACGCCUGGGAGAUCUGAUCCCGGAAACAUUGCGCAAGGCUUUACUAGUAGCGGGGAAGCCACGCGUCCUGCGUCCGCUUCGGGAGUUGGAGGUGCUCGUUGAAAGCGACAACCCGGCAUAUAUACUGCUCAACGCCGCCGAACCCCUAUAUGAACCUGCAACCUACGGAGGGAUGACGCGGAGGGGAGAGCAGGCGUAUUACUUGUAUGGUCCAUUCACUAGGAAAUACAGGGGAAGCGCUGUGGACGAUUUCGUGAAAGCCCUCGAUAUGUACGAUAAGAUGUACGACAAAGACAAACACUUCGGCAGGUGUAUCCCUAUAAUACAGUCCAGCGGCACGGGAAAGUCGAGGCUCAUGGAUGAGCUUGCUAAAACAGUGCCGUCCGUCACAAUAUGUUUCCGACGCGACAGGCAGCAAUACGAUUUCCAAGAUGGAUGGCCCCCCCAAGAUAUGGUUCCCAGAGAUUAUCUGAUGGAAAAGCGUCUAUGGGCCAGGGCUGAGAUAGCUGCAGCCGCUUUCCUCGGCGCAACAUCUACUUUCCUCAACGACAUAUGUGUCCAGGAAGCAGAGAACCUUACGCCUGGACGAGUGCCCCCCUGGGUGACGUCGUUCUCAUUGCAAAACCCUGCAGCGCCGCGGAACUCGAAGAGGCACCGCUCGUUUCUCGAAAUCAACGAAAUAGCAGAGAAGCUACUCGCUGAACAUGCUGGCGUGCUAUCCAGGUCUUACAACGCGGACGACACAUAUUAUGUGGAAGAUAAGUUUUCGGACGGCUGCAUUCCCCCACUUCCAGAAGCCGAGCGGAUCUCCUUGUGGUGUCAGCAAAUCUAUCGAAUUAUGGUCUCCGACGCAGCUGAGAAGCUAGCAGCGACACUUAGGCGGCACGGCCAUCGCUUCCUAGUCAUUGGUUUCAACAAAUGUCAUUAUCUCAACGACCACGAGUCCUUGAGAGACGCCGGUUUCACCAUGUCUAUGCUCGCCAUGCAGAGGAUCAUAGCCGCAGCCGAUGAGUUUUCACUCGAAGACUUCACCUUUUGGUUUACGUUCGUCAGCACCAACCCCUCGGUAUUUGACCUUGGUCCGCCCAGGGAAGAUUAUCCGUCGAAUAACCUCCGACAUGGCAAAGAUCUUCUCCCGCCGUACAUGUCCAUUGGCUUCGAUCAAAUGGUUCCUCCGAAUCUAUCCACGUCACCGCACGUAGCCCUUUCUCUGGAUAGGCUCAAGAUGUAUGGUCGCCCGCUCUGGUCGGCGGAGGUCGAAGAUACACUCAUCCUGCAGGCUUUCUUGAAGCUGUUCUGCGCUGAGGUAUUCGUGCCCAUGAAGGUUGAUCAUGUCCUCGCUGCUUUCUCCCAGCAAGUCGGUCUCAAACUUGCACGUUCGGAGGCAUCGGCUCGCGUUGCCCUAGAAGGUGUUAGGCGUCACAUGAGGGUGCUACUUGCUGUCGGCGAUCGCGCUUAUGUUGAAUCAAAGGUCCCAUCGGAACCCUGCCUUGCUCUAGCAGCUGCUCGGGCGCUCCGGCCUUCGUUGAUGGAUCUGGGCGUUGCACUGGAUACGCUAGUUAAAAAGCUCAUUAUGAAUGAUAGGCUCGUUGAUUGGAACGCCCAUGGGUUUGUCAAACUCUAUGCUCGACUUCUAUUGACUCUUGUGCGCGAUCAAGCAACGGACAAAGACGGCAAAACCGAGGAUUACUACGUUCACAAAUCACAAGAAUAUCACGUCCGGACUGUUACUCUGGCUGACCUUCUCGUACAGCUUCACGGGGACGGCGGUCAAAGGAAGAGUUGUCAGGAAGAUGCGCAAAAUCCGCAGAGCAACAUGUACCAAAGCCUCCUGGAGAUGGCGCAGCAAAAGCACGUGAAUUUCACGCACUUUUGGCACCUCGAAGAGAGCUGCUCGCACGAUCAGCCUGUCAUCGAUAUCAUCAUCGUCACUUACUCGGGCUCGCUCACUUCAGAGUGGGACGACGGCAAUCUGGGCAUGUUCUGCAUCAAAACCGCGUGA